AAUAUAUUAUUUUUAUUGAAAUAAAAUUGAUGUAUCGUGAAAACACUUUCGAAGUACUCAACAAUAGGCAUGACAACUUUAACUUUAAAAAGGUCCUCCAGAAGAGAAAAGAGUUCUAUACGAAUAAUGUCCUGGUGAGGGGUCAAGAUACCCCAUUAACCCAAAAUUAUGAUGCAACGAAAUAGGUUACAAUAUAGUAAUGACUUUAUUGAUAACAUUCAUGAUAAAUACCUUGUGACCAAUAUCACAGGCGGAGAGCCAACCUAUCAUAACCAAAUUUUGUACAAAAAUUUGCAGAACAAUCUUAACAAAAUGACCAGAGCAAUGUAUCCCAAAGGAGAUGGUUACGCUAAUAGUUUAAGCGAGACCAGAGCCGAUAUGUCAUAUUAUCAACAAAGCACUAGUGAUUUAUCUGUUUUACAGGCGAAGACCCCUCAGAAUAAGUACGCUUCUAAGGUUGAUAUCUGUGUUGGGGAUGCAGACAUAAAACUCACAAAGAGGCCAUUUUUGUCCAACAUGUACUCAAAUAGAACAGUAAAACCUUCCCUAUUGCACAGUUCUGCUGAGAAAAUGUUUCAACGGAAGUCAGUUCAUACUUCAACACGUUAUAAUACAAUUAUGAAACAUAACAUGACUGUGAAUUCUUCUAUAAAUAAACCAUCAACUAGCGAUAGUAAAAUGCUCCCGAAUAUCCAUGGGAAUAAAUUCGCAAGUAUGGUUGAAACACCUAACAGGAUUCAAAGAAAUCAUCAAGAAGGAACAAAGCUACUCUCAAUGUCUCCUAUAAGGCCUAAAAACAAGUUCCCAGGUAGCCAUACAAACUACCUGAUUCAGAACACUAGGCUUAUGAGCAGUGAAAGAUAUCCUGUUGCAAAUACAACUCUUAACAAAAGUAAAGAAAAAGUUGUUAAGAAAUCCAAAGUGCAAUUCAGAAGUAAAGAGCCAGCUAGCAUCAAUCCAAAACCAGAUGACAGAUUUAUGUAUAUCAUCCCUGAAGGUAGUGAUAUCACUUGCAAAGACCUAAAGGUUAUCAGAAUCAAUUUGACAGAUUACGUGAAUUACGUGUUUAGUUACACCCACAACACUCCUGAAGAAGACCCUUCCCUCUUGUAUAACGUAAAGUACCAAAGAAUGGGUGUUUACGAAAAACUUGAGGUCACUAAGCCAAGUAUUGACAUGCAAAACCAGUUCUUAAGACUUCUACUAGAACAGAUAGAAAAUUAUGAAAAAUCAUUCAUAAAGGUACCAAAAGCCAAUGAAGGUGAAGAAAUUGGAUACAACUUUUUGUAUAACACCUGUGGUGAAAGGAUCGAUAGCAUAUUCGAUAUCUCCAAAGCAACAAAGGUGCUAAUAGCUGCCAAGAAUAAGUACAACCUCAAACAGAUAAAAGCAACUGGAGCUUUUGAGAGAACCAAGGCAGAUUUUGAUGACAAAAAGAAUUCAAUCUCUACAGAAAAUGAUAAAAAGGACAAAGAAGUCCAGUCCACAAUUAGACACGCUUGUGUUGAAUGGCUUAGGAAGAACUUAAUCCCUCUUGACAGUAAAUUUAGAGACAUUAAGAUUGGAAACAAAGUUACAAGAAUUACUCAAAAUAAAGCCAGAGAGCCAUCUAUAGAAGAAAACACAUUCUCGCUACAAGAAUCAAUGACAGAUGAUGACAUCUUAGAGAGAGUAAUAGAACAGACCAUCAAGAAGCAGCAAAAGGCUAGAUCUGAGAGACAAUUCUAUGAUUCUUUAAAACCAACUGACUCGAAUGAAAAAUCUUAUGUCUAUUGUAGGUAACGGUGUAAAACUCCCUGGCAAGACUAUCGUUGCAAGGAAACCUAGAUUUAUAUCACUAAAAGGCAAAGCUACAGAUGAGAGUAAAGAGGCUGAAAAACCAUUAUU
Molecule: messenger RNA, 1887 nt
Organism: Moneuplotes crassus
Lineage: Eukaryota; Ciliophora; Spirotrichea; Euplotida; Euplotidae
Source: the annotation of a GenBank genome assembly